AUGUCUUUGCUUCUGCGUGUGAGUAUUGUUGUAGUGGUGAUAGUGGAGGUAUAUUGGCUGGAAAGUGCUGUUUUUGGUGCUGAUGGUACUGGUUUUCCUCAAGAUGGUACUAGUUAUGAUCAGCGUGGUUUGAAUAGUACUGCUGGUGAUUUUAAUGAGCAAGAUGGUGCCACUUAUACGAAAAAUGAUGUAGAUAGUACUGAUCGUAAUCAUCCUAAUCUACAUAGUACUAACCAUGACCAGCGUACGUUAAAUGAUACUGUAAAUGCUGUAGAUAGUACUGGUUUCACUCAAGAUGGCACUAGCUAUAAUCAAAGUAGUUCAAAUAGUACUAUUGACAAGCUUAAUGAGCCAAAUGGUACCACUUAUACUAAAAAUGAUGUAGAUAGUACUGAUCAUAAUCACCGUGAGCUAAAUAGUACUAAUUAUGGCCACCGUACUCUAAAGAGUACUAAAAAUGAUUCACCUGGCAGCGCUAGUACUCAAAAUGAUUUUGAUGACCAAAAUAGUACUACUUUUAAUAAAAAUAGUGUAACUAGUACCAAUGAUGAUUUUCCUACUCCAGGUGGUACUAAUUUUAAGCACGAUAGACUGGAUGAUACUAACAAUGAUCCAGAUAGUACUAGAUCAAAUGAAGAUAGUACCGAAACAAGUCAAGAAGCCUCAGACAGUACUAAAAGAGUACGAAGAGACGAUGGUACCACGCCUUCAAGGCCAUGGGAAGUUGAAUCUCCUGAGAAUGGUACUCCACUUUUAAUAGUACCAACAGUACCAAAUAGUGCGAUGAAUGAUCGAUUACCACCCAGUCCUAAUGGCACACUUCUUGGUCCAGAUGGAACUCCACUUGGACCUAAUGGAGUCCCAAUCGGACCGAAUGGAGUAUCAAUUGGACCUAAUGGAGCACCUAGUAUAAAUGGUACACCAAUUUCAAAUCCUGGAAACCAACCCGCUAUUCCAGGUAUGAUCCCUCCUGGUGCUCCUGGAACUCCAAACAACCUUGGUGGCCCUGGUUCACCAAUAUUACCAAAUGGGGGCCCUAUUGGACCUGGUACACCAGUUGGACCUAACAAUUCUAAUGUUCCUAAUCUUGGACCAAUGGAUGGCUCAGGACAGCCUCUACCAUUACCUGGAUUACCAGGUGCACCAACACCACCAUUUCCAGGAAUGAUGACUACAGUAAUCCCUGGAGUUCCUACAGUAGUCCCAGGUAUACCUAUUACAACCCCACCUCCUAUGUUGCCACCACUAGGUCAACUUAUUACCACUACGACACUGAUUCCAGGAGCUCCCGGUAUACCUCCAGGUGGCAUACCUGGACCACCAACUUUAGCUCCACCUGGACUACCUGGCUUACCUAGCCCGCCACCCAUUGGAAUGCCUGGACUACCUCCUCCAUUGGGUAUAGGAACUCCACCGCCACUAGGGAUGGCUACACCACCUCCACUUGGCAUGGCUACACCACCCCCAAUAGGUAUUAUACCUCCACCGCUCGGCGGAGUAACUACCCCAACUCCACUGAUCUUCCCCACCCCAGUUCCUGGGCUACCUGGACGGCCAACAUUACCACCGCCGGUUGUUCCCGGACUGCCUGGAAUACCUACAACACCUCCGCCUGGACUGCCAACGUUAGUACCCCCUCCUGGACUACCUGGUGCGGUGUCUUCUACACCAUUGCCUGGAGUACUACCUACUAAUAUACCUAAACCUUUGUUAGGUAAGAUAUAUCGUACCCUACAUUAUCAUAAAUUACCCUACCCUACCCGAUAUAAUACUGUGACUUUCAGACCCACCAAACUUCGGGAUCCCCCCUCCAAUCCCACUUGGAGUACCAUUACCCGGCUCAAAAGACCCAGCUGUAUCAGUCUUCCCACCUACCAACAUACCACCAAGUGGACCAGCAAUACCUGGUGUUCCAGCAUUACCUGGCCUCCCCGCUGCACCAGCUAUCCCUGGAGCCACUCCAGCUGCACCAGGAGCCCCAGCGACUCUACCAGGACCUCUAAGUGCUCCACCAGCAGUUCUUGGAGCUCCAGCUGCUCCGGGGGCUCCAGCUGCUCCAGGGGCUCCAAGUGCUCCAGCAGCACCAGGAGGGCUACCUAGUGGCCCGGCAGGAGUACCUGGAGCCCUACCUUUAGCAUCAGGUGCACCAGCGUUGCCAGGAGCUGCACCUGCAGCCCCUGGAGCACCAGCAGCACCAGCUUUACCUAAUCCAUUAGCACCAGCUGGACCAGCCGCUCCAUUAAACCCAGGUGCUCCGACGACUAUGCCUCCACCUGGACUACUAACUAUACCUGCACCAUUCAAGCUGGAUCUAUCUAACUUUACAUUCCCUACGUUACCUCCAGGGCCUACUUUCCCACCUUUGGAAGUGCUGUUCCCUGGACUAUUUACUAAACCACCGGGACCACCUGGCGCUCCUGCAGCACCUGGAGCGCCCGGAGCAGCCCCAGCAGGACUACCCGGCGCUCCAGGAGUAACACCUUCGCCAGGAGCUCCAGCAAUACCAGGAGCCCUACCUUUAGCACCAGGUGCACCAACAUUGCCAGGAGCUGUACCUGCAGCUCCAGGAGCCCCAGCACCACCGUCGGCAGGGCCAACUUUACCUGGUCCAGCUGGUGCUUUACCUGGAGCACCUGGAUCAGCGGGACCUCUGGGUGGGCUACCUGGAGCACCUGGAUCUCCAGCUUUACCUGGUGCUCCUGGUAUGCCUAAUCCUAUGGGUAUGUUAUGAGUUUUUUUUAAUUUUUGAAAUUUCAAAAUUUUUAAAAUUUUCAAAAAAUUUGCCCUAAAGAAUAAAAAAUUAUCUUUUAGGUAUCAUAACAACCCCAAUACCAGCUUUAAUAAUUCCAGGCUCCCCCACUAUUAACGGAACUCCAGUCACUGGCCUAGCCGUCAAAGCCAUACUUCCUGGAUUACCUACUCUUGUGCCUCCAACUGGUAAGAAUUCAUUACCACUGUAUUAUCAAUUUUAUUUUCAAUUUUCAUUUUUUUUUUUAAAUUUAAUAAAUUUUUUCAUUUUUUAAAAUUUUUUUAGUUUUUGCACGGUGCAGUCCUUAUUUAUUUCCUUUGCACCGUGCAGUCCUCAUUUAUUUCUUUUGCACCGUGCAAACCCCCUUUUUCCUUAAAAAACCCUUUAACCCUAAAACUAUUAUCGUAUAGUAAAAAAGUGUUCUAUGAGCCUUUCAUAAACAACACUAGCCUAUUUUAUCCAAAUUUCACUUCCCUAUACUAAUAUAUUGUACUUGCAGUGUGA
Bursaphelenchus okinawaensis is the source of this 3253-nucleotide messenger RNA. NCBI's taxonomy places the organism in Eukaryota, Metazoa, Nematoda, Chromadorea, Rhabditida, Aphelenchoididae. The record is from the annotation of a GenBank genome assembly.